AAUAAUAAUAAUAAUAACAAUAAUAACAAUAAUAACAAUAAUAAUAAUAAUAAUAAUAAAAAUAACAAUAACAAUAACAAUAAUAAUAAUAACACUAACAAUAACAAUAACAAUAGAAACUAUAAUAACAAUAAUAACAAUAACAAUAAUAAUUACAAUGACAAUAACAAUAAAUACAAUAACAAUAAUUACAAUAAUAACAAUAAUAACUAUAACAACAAUAAUGACAAUAACAACAAUAAUAACAAUAACACUAACAAUAACAAUAAUAAUAAUAAUAAUAAUAAUAAUAAUAUUAACAAUAACAAUAAUAAUAAUAAUAAUAUAUAUGAUAAUGAUAAGAACGAUAACAAUAAUAAUAACAAUAAUAAUAAUAAAAAAAACAAUAACAAUAAAAUUAAUAAUAAUAACAAUAACAAUAACAAUAACAAUAACAAUAAUAAUAAUAAUAACAAUAAUAACAAUAAUAAUAAUAAUAAUAAUAACAACAAUAUCAAUAACAAU
Messenger RNA from Vespa crabro (European hornet), 504 nucleotides. RefSeq lists its product as uncharacterized. NCBI's taxonomy places the organism in Eukaryota, Metazoa, Arthropoda, Insecta, Hymenoptera, Vespidae. The annotation marks the transcript as partial. The transcript has a single exon. The record is from RefSeq and is a predicted model, not a curated record.